Molecule: messenger RNA, 1896 nt
Organism: Exophiala bonariae
Lineage: Eukaryota; Fungi; Ascomycota; Eurotiomycetes; Chaetothyriales; Herpotrichiellaceae
Exons: 1
Coding region: 1-1896 (631 amino acids)
Source: RefSeq, a predicted model, not a curated record
AUGAGGAUGUUUGUUCCAACCAAAGACUCUCCAGGUUCACCUGGUCCUGUUUCCACCGUGUCAUCGUCUUCACUCAAACGCAAGAAUUCUAUUGAUCAACAUUCUCAACCUGAAAAGAAGCGACCCAAGGUUUCGAACAGAGCACAGGUUUUACAUGGUAAUUCCACUUUCACACACAGUACUGGCCUUGCCACAGAAUCAAAACAACCCAGUACUACGUUUGAACCACCCUCUUUCCUACCUUCACCCCCAGAAAUGAAACAAGAAGUUCAGGAGAUAGAGACCUUGCCUUCUGACUCAGCCACUUCGACCGAGCGACUUGAAUCUAUUCGGAGUGUGAUACAGACGCAAAUGAGUCUUGAAAUCCUACUCAAGCACAAAGAACUCCGUCUGAUUGAUCAAGAAAUUGCCAAGACUCAGAUUGCUUUGGAGCAACUUCGUCGUUGUACCGAGAUUCCUUAUCCUACCACUCAACAACUAUCAGUGGGUGUAAGCAAUGGAGUCGGACCGUCUCUGAGAAGCGAAUUCAAGACUCCCCUCCCACAAUCUCCAGCUCCAUGGGGUGUUGUAAGUGGCCCAUAUUCUCGGCAUUAUGCCAAAUGGCUACUUCCAGAUCAUCGCUUUGAUGGUGGCGAGCCUGAACCCAUCCUUCACACGCCGGCUGGAAAAUCACCCAUGAAGAGUAGAUCAAUGAGAGGUAGCUUCAAUGAAACGCCUCAAUCGAUCAACUCUGCUCGAUCACAACGAAGUGGUAAGCUUAAGGCUCUUCCUGCAGGAUAUGGUCAACCCAAAGAAAAAGCUACUGGUCCUAUGAUUGUGAAGAGGAAAUCGGAUGGUGUCAUGGUCAAGUUAGUGUGCCCUGAUUGUGGUCGACACGACUUUGGCAGUGCUCAAGGUUUCAUCAAUCAUUGCCGUAUCGGCCAUGGUAGGAGCUUUGCAAGCCACGAUGCAGCAGCGGACGCUUGCGGCGAAGCAGUCGAAUAUGAUGACUCCGGUGUCAUGGUAGGCAUCGAACCCGUCAUCACUCCCACGGCUACGAACGUCCAUCCGUUGAUUAGAUCAGCCAAAUUACUCUCACCAGGACAGACACAACUGCAAAGUCUUCGAUUAUCUGAAUCAUCACUUCCCACACCGAAGAAAGCAUCUCCAGACUUCAAGGCAUCGAGCCUCACGCCACAUCUUUCAGAUUUGAUCAAGAAUAGGGGUCUCGGUCUUGAUCUCCUAGAUAUAGUCUCUGAUGCCAAGACCAAGUCACAAAUCGUUGAGUCUGAUUCUGAGGAUGAUGACAUGCAAGUCGACACUCCCGUGCAAGAUGCCGCACAAGGCCGACAUCCACAGGUCGCUGGGUCUAAGCAACUCCGCAAGCCUGCCAAGUCACCCAUGGCUUCACCCAUCUUGAGCACAACCAUGUUAAAUCGUCCUGCAGCACGUCCUCGAGCAGGUGACUUCCAACAUUACGACGGUGUGAACGAAUCAUUCACUCCACAUCGACCCCGACACAUGGCUCUUCCACUCAGUCACGAUACGCCUACACAAUUGCCACCCUCGGACCCUUCACCAAUCAGCGAAUCCAAUCAAGCGCCAAGUCUCGUGGAUGAUGACGAGGAGUACGAAGCACAUUCUCCAGCUAGUACCUCAAACUCCGAUGACCACGAUAUCGGCGAGGUCGAGUUUGAGGUGCAAGGCGAUGAUGACGAUGCUCGCAGUGUACUACCAGCGCCUGAGUUUCAAGCGAGUUGCGCACCAACCAGACCUACCCAUGUCAGAAGACCCUCAGCAAUUCGCCGACAAGGCGAAGAACGUGAAGAGAAGCACGUAACUUUUGUGAGUCCAAGUCCUGCAAGGGAAUUGGGUAUAGCUCGACAGAUUGGGGAACGCAAGAAGAGGAAGGCUUAG